AUUUAGAUUUUAAAGAUGUUCCUCAGCAAUAUAAAGACCAGGUCGUUCAAAAGAUGAAGUAUUACUAUAAUAUCGAUGGGCAUCCAGAACCUGAAAGAGUUAUGGGAACUCUGUAUACGGAGAUGCGCAAAAGAUAUUCAGAGAGAAAGAAUAUUAGGCAUUCUCAUUUCCAAAAAUAUUAUUCUGGAAAUCCGAAUGAUUUGGAUAGUGCUCUCAAUGCUAUUCCUGACUUGUGCUCGAAGGAGAGUUGGAAAGAAAUCGUCAAUUUGUUUCUGAGCCCAAAGUUUAUAGCGCGAUCCACGCAGAACAAGAAAAAUAGAAAGGAAAUGAAGUAUUUGUCGACGCAAGGCUCUAAAUCAAUGGCAGCGAUCCGUAACGAAUAUGAUGAACCUGAUGAGCAUGCUAUUGAUGCUUGGAGAGAUACUCAUAUAAAAAAAUCUACGAAGACUUGGGUUAGCGAAAGUUGCAAAGAACUACAUGUAAGUUAAAGUUUUUUCUUUCUUUAUUGAUCUUAAAUUAUAGUAAUAUUGGUUUUUUA
Messenger RNA from Humulus lupulus (European hop), 538 nucleotides. RefSeq lists its product as uncharacterized. Lineage: Eukaryota; Viridiplantae; Streptophyta; Magnoliopsida; Rosales; Cannabaceae. The transcript is spliced from 3 exons. The coding region runs from base 54 to 488 and encodes 144 amino acids. The record is from RefSeq and is a predicted model, not a curated record.